AUGUAUCAAUGCCUCGGUCAAGUCACUACUGAAUUUACUAACAAAGGUGAAAUAUAUGAUUCGACAAUAACUUAUGAAGAGUUAUUUAAGGUUGGUCAUGUUGUCUGGUUUAUGAUUGCUUUCCAAACACAACUUAAUUUACCGUUAGGCUUGACAGACUCCAUCUUUGAUUAUAAUAUGCUCUAUCCUUACACUGAUAAUCUAGUGGACAGUAAUGAUGUAUCACGAGAGGCGAAAAAAGAAUUUACUAAGAUUUUUCAUGAGCGACUACUUUUUGGCGAAUCAAAAUAUGAUCCCAAAGCUCAUUUUGAUGGAAAACCAUCGAACACUGCUGAUCUAAAUUUAUCGCCAUUAUUGCAACCAUAUGCCGAUCGAAUAGUAAAAAUAGUAAAAAAACAAUGUCAAAAAUUGAGCAAGUCAGCGCUGAAAAGGAAGGUGCAUCAUUGA
This is a messenger RNA of Didymodactylos carnosus, 447 nucleotides long. The record is from the annotation of a GenBank genome assembly. NCBI's taxonomy places the organism in Eukaryota, Metazoa, Rotifera, Eurotatoria, Philodinida, Philodinidae.